UCUCUCUCUCUCUCUCUCUUUUCUUCUUCCGAAUUAAAUCCCUUUACCCUUUUGCAUAAAUACCAGCAUAAUGUGAACAAAAAUGAAAAUGAAAGAUAAAAAAAAAAAGAUAGGCAGGAGGACUGAAUGCAGAUUGCACAAAUGGCAUUUGGGUCAGUCCCUCAUGUAAUCGCCAAAAACCCUUAAUUGCCAAAAAUAGAAGAUCAAGAGAAAGAAGAAAAAAAAAGAAAAAAGAAAAAGCAUCCUAUCUCUCUCUUUCUAUAUAUAUAUAUAUAUAUAUCUGUAAAUCUCUCUUUCCAACCACCAGUAGACGUAGAGAGGUUGGUUUCUCUUUUAGAGGUAGCCAUUUCUUGGAUGCCCAGCGUCUCAUCGAUUCGUCCGCUUGUUUGGAUCUGCAAACUAAGCAGAGAAAGAUCAUCGUUCGUUGGGUACUUUGUUUCACAGAAACCCAAAGCAAAGUUAGCAAAGUGGGUUUGGGUUUUUCGGUUGAAACGGGAAACCAACCAACCCCCCACACCCCAAUAAUGAUGAUGAUGAUGAUGGAGCAAACAGCUGUAGCAAGCCAACAAGGGGCAGUUCAUGUUAAACAUGACAAACCCGAGGCGUCUACCACCACCACCACCACCACCACCUGUACUACUGUUGGACUAGUCGACGGGGACAAGACCCGUCGCCUUUCGGAUAGGACUGGGUCGACACGGGACCUUGUUGCUGCCGUCACCAGCUUCGGUGUCCACAGGAAGAAACGGAUGGCUAGGCAGAGGAGAUCCUCCUCCUCCCUCCUCAACCACCUUCAUCUCUCUUUUGCUGCUGCUGCCACUACCUCCUCCUCCCCUUCCCUCCCGCAUGUGCCAUUCCCUUCCUCCUCCUCUUUACCCCUCUCUUCUGCGCGUGUGAUUGAUCCAAGGAGGUUGAGAUUCCUUUUCCAGAAGGAGCUGAGAAACAGUGAUGUUAGCUCUCUCAGAAGAAUGAUACUUCCGAAGAAAGCAGCAGAGGCUCACCUUCCUGUCCUCGAGUCCAAGGAAGGAAUCUUUAUCAGUAUGGAUGACAUGGAUGGUCUGCAUGUAUGGAGCUUCAAGUACAGAUUUUGGCCUAAUAACAACAGCAGAAUGUAUGUGCUCGAAAACACCGGGGAAUUCGUAAGUACACAUGGCUUACGACUUGGAGACUUUAUCAUGGUAUAUCAAGAUAAUCAAAAUCAUAACUACGUGAUUGAGGCCAAGAAAGCUACCGAUGAAGAAGAUUUAUAUGGAGACAUAAGCAAAAGUAGUAGUGAAAUAGUGGUGAAAGAGGAGCUUCUUCUUCAUGAUUAUGAGGCUGCUGCUAACAAUUACUGCAGAUCAUCAUCUGCCUCUUCAUUUUACAUGCACUAUGAUCCGGUGGUGGUGGACGUUGAAAGUGGUACAGGCAACAGCAACAAUAAUAUGUCAUUCGUCUACGACACAACCACCAACUUCCCAAAUGACUCAUUGCUUGAUUUUUUGGGUGGAUCGGAUGCCAUGUCUACCAACUAUUCAAGAAACUGGGGUUUGGAAAGCUUUGGAUCCGUAGAAAACUUCUGUCUUGAUGACUACUAUUGAUGAUUGAUAUCAAAGGCUUUCUUCUUGAUGGUAAUCUUAAUCUUCAUAAUUAAUCCAGUAAUUAAUAUAUCCAGUGUGACUUUGUGUUUUGCACUUUUGGGGGGCCUAAUAUGGCUACUGAUGAUAUGUAUAUUGGUGUCUUGAAGAUCAGCAAUAUAUGAUGAUGUAAUAAAAAGAACUGCAUGCAAGGUGUGGAACUUGUUAUCAUCACCUAAUUUUCAACUC
Molecule: messenger RNA, 1805 nt
Organism: Ziziphus jujuba (common jujube)
Lineage: Eukaryota; Viridiplantae; Streptophyta; Magnoliopsida; Rosales; Rhamnaceae
Product: B3 domain-containing transcription factor FUS3
Exons: 6
Coding region: 525-1580 (351 amino acids)
Molecular function (GO): DNA-binding transcription factor activity; DNA binding
Source: RefSeq, a predicted model, not a curated record